AUGGCAUCACAUUGGCCUGCAUUAAUACAAAUUUUGCUGCUGUAUGUGACGGUCACAUCGCCUGAGCAAAGUGGGAAUCAUCAUGUGAAUUUGAAACUCAUUGAUGGCGAAACACGGCAGGACGCUGUACUACGAGAAUUUACAAAAUUGUAUAAUAAACAUAGAGGAACAAAUGUGAGUGUGGUGCCAAUUCAUCCUGCUGCCUAUGAAUACUGGGGACUGUAUGAUGAUACAAGACGGCGGCGAAGGAGACAAGGUUGCGCAACCGAAUGUGUCAUGCCUACCAUUGGGGACGGCCCGGCUGGGUAUGGAGGUCUUGUCUCUGACAACAUGUACUUUGAGAUAAGUUCUGACGCUUGCCCCAUUCUGACUAUAACCUGUAUCGGCGGCGGUUAUGCAGCUAUUGAAGUGAAUACAAAUUAUGAAGAGGGCAGCAUGUUAGCUGGUGAGUUCGACGAAGUUUCGAUAGCUACCGCAACGUUGUCAUGCGAACAGUACGGCUGGGGAGCACCCGAACCAGAUCUUGCUAUUAUUGGAAAUUCUUUUAUUUGCGAA
Molecule: messenger RNA, 555 nt
Organism: Cylicostephanus goldi
Lineage: Eukaryota; Metazoa; Nematoda; Chromadorea; Rhabditida; Strongylidae
Source: the annotation of a GenBank genome assembly